UCCCCUGUUUGUAAAUUUUAUUUAGUCUCCUGACUCUGGCUUCAAUACAACGAUGACUUGCAAGUACAUAAUUCCUAUUUUUAUUUUCAUGGGAGCUUUAGACAACGUAACUUUGCAGGCAAUCAAUACUAGUUAUGCAUCUCUGUCUUUGGAAGAGUUGGUGAGUGGAUUUCGUUUCCAGCAAUUGCAGCUGUCAACAACAAUGAUGAAUGCGAGUAUUCACGCAAGACUUCCCGAGAAAUUGGCUUCUGCUGAGGCCCAAGAAGCGGAUCAAAGAGAAGCAAAAGCAUUCAGAGCAUUUCAUGAAGCCCAGACUCCAUUUAUUGCCACAACAUCGCGCUACAAUUUGGGUUACAUAGGUCGUGGUUAUGAUUUAUUCAAGGGGAAUCCCCUAAGUGAAGACGGAGUGGUGGAUCAAGGAUUUCGCCUGCCGAUAAUGGAAUUACCCUACACCCACAAGUUUACAGCAGACGGAGAAUAUCGGAUUCCAGAUAAUGUUGAUGUCAUUGCAGAAUCAAGCGCCAAGUUUGGAUCCUCUCUCUAUUCAAUGCAGUCAGAGUCGGACUAUAAAAGCAUGUUAAGUGUGGACGCCUCG
Messenger RNA from Saccostrea cuccullata (small rock oyster), 595 nucleotides. RefSeq lists its product as uncharacterized. The transcript is spliced from 4 exons. Lineage: Eukaryota; Metazoa; Mollusca; Bivalvia; Ostreida; Ostreidae. The record is from RefSeq and is a predicted model, not a curated record. The annotation marks the transcript as partial.